Molecule: messenger RNA, 1552 nt
Organism: Zootermopsis nevadensis
Lineage: Eukaryota; Metazoa; Arthropoda; Insecta; Blattodea; Termopsidae
Cellular component (GO): membrane
Source: RefSeq, a predicted model, not a curated record
GCCAGAAACGCAGUGUUAACCGCGCUAGAAUCGGGAGGUGAUGUUCCGUUGUCUCGUAAUGGAACGCUGGGAAGUGUAUUGAUUUUCCAAAAUGGCCAAGGAAUGACAACAUAUGGGCCAAACCUGGAGGAUUUUUAAAGUAACUUUCAGUAUGAAUCUUGUGUCACUCUGGUUCAUUAUUUGCGUGUCACUGAGCAGCGAGGUUAUAGCCAACGUAGAGUUCUAUCCAGAUGUAACUCCGGAGGAUUACGUUAUAGAACAAGUGGCAAGGAGAUUUCUGCAGAAAAGUCAGUACCGUCCUUUCAGCAAUCCCGGCACAAUUCCAAAGCUGGGGCCGAAUCCAGGGUUUACUUACCAGUUUCCGGGGCGUUCUCCAGUCUCCGAAAAAACUUCACCUUUCGCAGUAAACCCGUCCGAUCCACGAUACUAUGAAGAGACACGUAGCCUAACAGACAGCACAGAUGGAAUCCCGAAUCUGUUUCCACGUCAGUCCGUGCCAGAUGAGGAUUAUGAUGGGUCUGUGUUUGAUUUGAACCCAGUAUCGCAGACCUUGAGAACGCCUCAACAGACAGAACAGAAGGCAGAUCACGAUGAGCUUAAGGCUUCAAACUCACUAAAGCCACAGUUGCCCGAAGAAACAGCCCCUGCAAAUUACCAGCUUUACAAGACUCCUGUUCAAGCUGAACCAGAUGAUAAGUCUGAUGUGUAUUUUAUUGCUAUCGUAGCUGGUUGCAGUGCUGCGGCUAUAGUUGGAGUAAUAGUCAUAGGAAUUGGUUGGUACAAGUUGCAUAAGAAUGCUAAAGCUGCUGCUGAUGUGGAGUAUCCAGCAUACGGAGUCACCGGUCCCAAUAAGGAAAUUUCUCCGACAGGUGAUAGAAGGUUAGCACAGUCUGCCCAAAUGUACCACUACCAACACCAAAAGCAGCAAAUCAUUGCAAUGGAGAGUCGUGUUACAAAUGAACGCAAUGGAUCUGUGUCUGAGGCAGAGAGUGAGGAGGAAAAUGAAGAAGGAGACUACACAGUGUAUGAAUGCCCUGGAUUAGCUUCAACAGGUGAAAUGGAAGUAAAGAACCCACUAUUCCAAGAUGAUCCAACUCCGGUGACCCCAGCAGUUACGCCAGCUCCAGCAGUUGCAGGUGCAGUAGUGUCAGGGCAAGUCAGUAGCAGUAAUACAGAUGACAAGAAGUAACUACGAUUUUACCCCUUCCCCUUUCUGUCAUAGUAGUCCCAGUGUUUUGUUUUGUGUGAAUUAUAUCUCUUCAUAUGUAUGAAAGAGAACUGGGCUAAAUAUAUUGAGUUUCUUUAUACAGGAUCUGGUAUUUCAUUAAUUUUACACAAACUGUGGUUACAAGGACAUAGAGAUUUCAGCCAAGUAAUAAUUCUACAAGAUGGAAAAGGAUUUCAUGAAAAUAUUGCAUUUUAUAUAGAAAACUUGGCAGUAACUAUACUGUAAGUGGUAGAAUUUAAGAAAUUGACUGUAGGAACUGUUGAUCUGUAAGUUUUCAUCACUGAAAUAUAUACUCAUCCAAGGUAGGCAACCUCCUGAAAAAUA